Molecule: messenger RNA, 507 nt
Organism: Prunus armeniaca (apricot)
Lineage: Eukaryota; Viridiplantae; Streptophyta; Magnoliopsida; Rosales; Rosaceae
Source: the annotation of a GenBank genome assembly
AUGGCAACGAAGUCUAGUGGUUUUGUCCUUGCCUCUGCCCUUUGCUUCUUGUCCCUCCUCGGCUUCGCUUACUGCGCCGAUAACCUCAGUGUGGAUGGCCUUGUUUACUGUGACAGCUGCCGUAUCCAGUUUAUGACCAGGAUCAGUGAGCCCCUUCAAGGUGCAAAGGUGAAGUUGGAAUGCAGAGACCGGGAAGGCGGGACCAUAACCCUGAGCAGCGAGACAGAGACUGAUGAGCAAGGAAGGUACCAAAUUCCGGUGGAAGGAGACCACGAAGAGGAGGUUUGCCAGGUGGUAUUGGUGAAGAGCCCCAGAGAUGACUGCAGCGAGAUUAGCACUGACUCUCAUGCAAAGUUGAGCGCGAGGAUCAGCCUCACAAACAACAAUGGCAUCGCCGGACCCCAUCGCAUUCCAAACCCUCUUGGUUUCCUCAAGACGGAACCCGACGCUCAGUGCGCUGAGGUCCUCAAGGAGCUUGGCCUAACCCCAGAAGGCGACCUUGCAUAA